This is a messenger RNA of Capsaspora owczarzaki ATCC 30864, 3354 nucleotides long. RefSeq names its product Rca1p. The record is from RefSeq and is a predicted model, not a curated record. The transcript has 8 exons. Gene Ontology annotation, biological process: protein-containing complex assembly; mitochondrial protein processing. Bases 39 to 3284 code for a protein of 1081 amino acids. Gene Ontology annotation, cellular component: m-AAA complex; membrane. Gene Ontology annotation, molecular function: metalloendopeptidase activity; ATP binding; ATP-dependent peptidase activity. NCBI's taxonomy places the organism in Eukaryota, Filasterea, Ministeriida, Capsasporidae.
UUCUUUAUUAGUAUUUCCUCAUCGCUCAGUUCUUUGCCAUGCACAGCGGCGGCGUGUCGACAGGGCCAACAAUGGCUGCAGCCGCUGCAUUGACAUUGACAUUGACAGUGGCUGCGCGUUCUGCUGCCUCCAUCCGACCCAUGCCAUCGCCAUCCCUGUCCUUCCAUUCCUCCUCAAGGCACUCAUCGUCGUCUGCUUUCACUGCCAAGCCAGGCUGCUCAUCACCGACGACGCUGACGGCGCUCUCGUCCUCCGCUCCCUGCUCCGUCGCCCGCGAUCGCCUUGCUCGGUCACUCCACCCACCGUCCCAUGACAAUGCACUGGCCACAAGCACAUCGCCGCUGCGGCUGCUGCUGCUGGGCUCCCGCGCAACACGCUCCCUGUCCUCCUCCUCCUCUUUUGCUUCUCGGUCAUCACCAUUGCCUUGUCUUGGCGUUGCGCCAGCCAUCUCGACUCCUGGCACCGCUGUCCAUGCGAUCGCUGCUGUAGCUGCAACAGACAAGCAAGAUCCAUCCACGCUGGCUUCCUGGCUGGAUGCUGCGCGCUGGAUCAGCCGAGCUCGAUUCUCGGCUUCGACUUCGACGCCAAGCACGCUGCUGCUGCGCUCGAGUCAACCAAGCAUGGAUCUUGCAGACGCGAGUCUAGUUCAAAGCUCUGGCCGACCCGUACCAAACGACCCAACGCCGAAUCGCCCGACAAUGGCGUCGUCCCAGCGACCACCACCCAACUUUAUCCCGAACGACUCCAACGAACAACGACAACAACAACAACAACAACGUCCACCCGUCGUGCCGCCGCUUCCUUCAUUCGACUCGCCCACGCCUGCCCAGUACCUCAUCAUGGUGCUGGCUGUCGUUGUUCUGGCCGUGAUCAACCGCAUGGUGGAAGAUCGCAGCCUCAAACAAAUCACUUGGCAAGAGUUUGUGACGGAUUAUCUCGCCAAAGGCAACGUCGACCAGCUCCUUGUUCGUACCGGGUUUGGCACGAGCGUUUAUGUGCACGUCAAGCCUCAUCAGUCGAAGGCUGCUCACAACCGUGGCGAACUUGAUCAUGUCGAGGAGCCACAGCAGCAGCUGGCUUCGUCGCACCGCACCCCGUCUCGCCCUUCGCAGCAUCAGCUGCAGCAGCAACCACCGAGCGCGCCACCCACUCACCCAACGGAAAUCUUUUACACGUACGACUCGGAUGAAGCUCACAGUGGCGGUGGCGACAGUACUGCUGCCCGUUCUGCCGACAAUGCUGAGCCUGCACCACAAUCCUCCUGGGAUCGCGUCCGAAGCGCACACCCAACAAAAUUCGGAGCUGAAGGUGCCGAGCCAGUGCACUUCCGCAGCACAACACCGCCGGUCGCCUACUUUACAGUGGCAGACGUGGAAUCGUUUGAACGAAAGCUUGCCGAGUCGCAGGACAGCCUUAGGUUUGGCUCUGCAGAUCGUGUCAAGGUUCUCUAUCACGAUAGCAAGACUGAAGUCAUGUAUGAGAUCGCGUAUGGUGUUGUCACGGUGGCCGCCCUUUGGAGCUUGAAUCAACUCGUGCGUCGCGCUUUUCUUGCCUCCUCGUUGCAAGCUCCCACAGCUGGCGCUGCUGCUCGCGCGAGAACAAGCCAACAGUCGGCUGAGUCUGGCUCGAAAGAGGCACACAAACAGCAAGAACAGCACGGCCAGAAGCAGCAAGAGCCAGAGCAGUCCUCAGAGAGCUCUGGGUCGUUUGGCCCGUUCGGCAACAUGUUUGGGCUUCCCCCAGGCAUGAGCAAAAAGACCUUCAAGGUCAUUCCACCCAACGAUUCGGCACAGCGAGUGACGUUCGCGGACGUGGCUGGCCUCUCCGAGGUCAAGGUUGAAGUCACCGAGUUUGUCGACAUGCUCAGCAAACCGGAUCGUUUCCGAGCCCUUGGCGCCAAAGUCCCUCGUGGCCUGAUGCUGACUGGUCCGCCUGGCACUGGCAAAACGCUGAUUGCGAAAGCGAUUGCUGGCGAAUCUGGAGUCAAUUUUAUCAGCGCUGCAGGCACCGAUUUUGUUGAAAUGGUUGUUGGUGUCGGCCCUGCGCGCGUUCGAGACUUGUUUGCGACCGCAAAGGCCAACAAGCCUUGCGUCAUUUACAUUGACGAGAUUGACGCCAUAGGCAAGACGAGAUCUAGCGCAAAACGACCGAUGGGAGGCAACAGCGAACGGGAAAACACCCUCAACCAGCUUCUGGUGCAAAUGGAUGGUUUCAACCCAUUGGAAGACGUCCUCGUCUUGGCAUCCACCAACCGCGUGGAUGUGCUGGAUCCGGCCCUGCUGCGACCCGGUCGCUUUGACCGUCAGGUGCAUGUCGGGCUGCCUGACAUGCGCGAGCGCCGCGAAAUUUUGCAUGUGCACAUGCAGCGACUCAAGCUCGACAUGCCAAUGGAGCAGUACUCCGAGCGCAUUGCCCAGUUGACACCCGGUCUGAGCGGCGCACACUUGGCCAACAUUUGCAACGAAGCGGCCUUGCAUGCUGGUCGCCACUUGAAGCCUGCUGUGACCAUGGCUGACUUUGAUCACGCCAUUGAUCGCACCAUUGCUGGCUAUGCCAAAACAACUCGAGUUGUCGCGCCCAACGAGCGGCUCCAAGUUGCGUACCACGAAGCCGGCCAUGCCAUUGUUGGAUGGAUGCUAGAGCACACGGAUCCCUUCUUGAAGGUUUCUAUUGUGCCGCAUUCUUCACGCGCGCUCGGCUAUUCUCAGUAUCUGCCGUCCGAUCGCUACAUUCGGAGCAAGGAAGAGCUGUUUGAUCGAAUGUGCCUGGCUCUGGGUGGGCGUGCCGCUGAUCACCUUGUCUACAACCACUUUACCACUGGUGCGCAGGACGAUCUUCAACGGGUGACUCGGAUGGCGUAUGAGCAGAUCUCAACACUCGGCAUGGGCACAACAAUGCCUGGACUCAGCUUCCGCUUGCCCAGCAAAAGCCAGCUAUCGCGUCGGCGGUACAGCAAUGCACUGGCCGAGGAGGUCGAUGCUGAGGUUCGAGCGCUUGUCACACGAGCUGAAAAGCGCGCCACAAUGCUACUGGUUGAGCACCGUGCCAAACUGGAUGAGCUUGCUCGCGUAUUGAACGACCGUGAAGUGGUCGACUACGAGACUGCAGUGCAAAUCCUCGGCCCUCGCCCGUUCGGGAACGGCCUCAGCAAGGAGCAGAUCGACGCGGCAACCCGCCCGUCGACCACCAGCAACAGCGCACCCAAGAAUCCGCCAACCGCGCCCAACACCCCCAUCGACCCGAGCGUCCUCCACACUAGCUCGUCGCACAAGGACAAAUUGUGAACGCCACCCCCCGCCAAAUAAAUAAAGAGAAAAAAAAAAUGGAACGUGAAAUUUCAAAAACAAAAAACCG